Gloeophyllum trabeum ATCC 11539 is the source of this 670-nucleotide messenger RNA. Its product is annotated as Tim17-domain-containing protein. Gene Ontology annotation, cellular component: TIM23 mitochondrial import inner membrane translocase complex; mitochondrial inner membrane. The transcript has 5 exons. The record is from RefSeq and is a predicted model, not a curated record. The coding region runs from base 1 to 507 and encodes 168 amino acids. Gene Ontology annotation, molecular function: transmembrane protein transporter activity. Gene Ontology annotation, biological process: protein import into mitochondrial matrix. NCBI's taxonomy places the organism in Eukaryota, Fungi, Basidiomycota, Agaricomycetes, Gloeophyllales, Gloeophyllaceae.
AUGGCUCACGCAGAUCACACGCGAGACCCAUGUCCCUGGGUUAUCCUUAAUGACUUUGGCGGUGCUUUCGCCAUGGGUGCCAUCGGCGGUGGUAUCUGGCACGGUAUAAAAGGUGCACGGAAUUCACCAAGGGGCGAACGUCUUGUCGGUGCUGUCUCCGUCAUCAAGGCACGAGCACCUGUCACGGGAGGGAACUUCGGUGUUUGGGGAGGCAUGUUCUCGACAUUUGAUUGUGCUGUAAAGGGAUGGCGGCAAAAGGAGGAUGCAUGGAAUGCUAUUAUCUCUGGUUUCCUGACAGGUGGCUGUCUAGCGGCGCGAAGCGGACCAAGAUCGGCAUUAGGCUCUGCUGUAGCAUGUGGUAUUCUGCUGGGUGUCUUCGAGGGUGUCGGUGUAUUAAUAAACCGAGUGUUCAGCGAGGGUGCACGACCCCAGCUCCCACCCCUUCCCGAAAACAUGGUCCCCCAGCAGCCACCACCAUCAGCAGUCUCCCAUGCUCCAGCACACUAGAUGUAUCUUCACGCACACGCUCAUACCUUACUAUCACGCUGUUUUUAUCUCCUCUCAGUAAUGCAUUGUAUAUCUACGCACCCUCGAUAUCUGUCCAUCCCGUCCUACGCGUCCUUCAGAUUCACCAACUUCGCGGUGCAGACUGGAAUAGGCAGGAAUACAG